ACGCGGUGCUAUGGCUGCCCAAAAUAACAUGUCCCAGUUUUGGCAUGGUCGGCGAGGCUUGGCCGAGGUGUGGUGGUGCCCGGGGAGGGUGCCCAAGGCACCUAGGAGUGCCCAGGGUACCUGGUGCCGUCGGCAGCAGUUGGUCUCACACCGGGCACCCAUCCUAUCGCGUCCUUGCGCUAACGCGGCUGUGCUUUUGCGCGCGUGUGGCCAUGUUGUAUCCUAGGAAAUAGCACCUGCCUGUUCACUCGUCCCCCUGUUGGAUAUCCCCCCCACGUUGUGCCGUGGAUAACUAUGUAGAGCAGCUCUUCUGUGAUAUCGGCAGCGCGGCCCGGGAAAGUGAGAAUGCCCAAAGUGAACGACCCGCUGUGCCCGCUCGGUUUCCACCCGCAGACCCGUUGGCCCAACAGAUGCAAGCGAUGCUUCAGAGAUUACAACGACCACAAAAGCGUCAAAGAACAGUCGGGGUCAACCACCUCUCUCAACUCCCUAACCAGCUAUGACCCCAAUACCAACAGCUUCAUUCGAAGACAAGAUGACGAUAGUGGCAAGGAUUCCAAUGGGUAUGGUUCCAGAGACUCCCUUGUGUCCUCCUCCAGAACCAAGGGUGAGAUCGAGUCCCCAGGCGCCUACAGGAGGACCCGCUCCGAUCUCAGCGCCGAGCUCAUCUCCAGGGCCAACGCCGAAGACAAUCACAGGCAGGAGAAGAAGUCGUCGCUAUCGUCCAACUCCAAGUCCUGGAACAAGUCCAGACCUGUGUCAUGGUCCGCCCAGGACCUCCGGGCCGCCGUCGACGAGGCUAAGGAACAAAUCCGCUCAUCGAGGGAAGAUUUACACCGCCUGUAUGGCAGCUCAAGAUCGUUGUCGCAGGACCUCGGAAGUCUCGGUGACCUUCGGGGCAGUUCGAAGGACUUGUCUAAUAAUAAUGAGAAGGAACCAUCGUCCGGUUACUCGUCCUUCUCCUCGUACCUGGCCAUGCGCACCAAGUCCCCGGCGAGGCCUCCGCUGGGCAGGACCUCUUCCUUACAAGGUACUUCCUCCACUUCGUCCUCAGUAAGAAGGGACGAAGAAGAAAAGUCGAAACAUAAAGAGGAAGAACAGCCCAAAACGACGAAAUUUUCGAGCGAACCCAAAACAUCGACGACGCCGUCGAUAUUAUCGUCCAUCUCUGAGAGUAAACCUUCGAGAUCGACAUUGUCGCCCGUGUCUGAAGGCAAGGCCUUGAAGCCCUCCAUUCUUUCCUCCAUAUCUGAAGCUAAGCCGCCGAAGCCUCCCUCGAGACUCAAGCCUUCCAUUAAGCUCGGCGAGAUUAAGGAGACGACGGUAGAAGAGAAACCUAAGAAGAGCAUCGUGAGCCUCAGAGGCGAUGGCUACGGGUACAGCACAGAGGUGAAGAGUGAGGAUGACUCAGCCGAUGCCACCUACGUCAUCCAGCUCUCCAAGCCCAAGAAAGAACCAAAGAGAGUUGAGAUCGACCUUCAGUCUGAGGUUGACCGCCUGCAGAAGGAGCUGAAGGAGAAGGUGAAGCAGAUCGAGGAUAUGGAAGAGAAGACGGAGACUCUGGAGCGGGAGAACAAGGAGCUCAUGACCAAGAAACCCAAGUUCGGUGACUUGAGAAAGCAAGCCGAGCUGACCAAAGUUCAACAGAAGGUUGAUGACCUAAAUGAGGACAUGAAGAGCAAAAACAGGGAAAUCAAGGACCUUAAAAAGGAAAUUGACAAGCGACCGCUGCCCAAAGAUGUGGAGAAGACUAUGGAGGACCUGAGAUCGAAGCUGCAGGCGGCGGAGCAGCUCUGCGAGGAACUGAUGGACGAGAACGAGGACUACAAGAAGGAGAUCCGGGCCUUGGAGGAAGAGAUCGAGGAGAUGCAAGAUAACUUCCGCGAGGAGCAGGCGGACGAGUAUCGGGACCUCAAGCGGGAGCUCGAACAGACCGCCAAGAACUGCCGCGUUCUGCAGUUUAAACUUAAGAAGGCCGAGAGACGCUCAGAUAUGCUGGAACGCGACAAGACUGAGAUUGAAGACAAGCUCCACGAGCUACAGGUAGGAGAAGCAGACGUGGAUAGAGCAGAGAAGAUCAAGACGCUGGAGAAGGAGAUCAACCUGGCCAAGGAUGUGUCAGUCAAGAUGCACGAGGAGAUGGAGAAGAUGAAGCAACAGCUGGAGUCUGCAGAGCAGGACAAGAAGAAGCUGAGCGAGAGAGUACAAGAGAAGCCAGUUAGGCCAGGUGGCAAAUACAGCCGUUCGCAGAUGAUGGGUCGCCAAGGGAGCCAAGACAACACGGACCAACUAAUGAGAGACCUGCAGGACGCCACCGAGAGGGAGCAGGACCUCAAGGAUCAACUCAAAUUCGCCGAGGAAGAGACAAAGAACUUGCGAAAGAAGAUCUCGCGGGUCGAGGAGGAAAACGAGACACUCGCCCUCCAGCUCAAGAAGAUGAGCAACAAGGCCAAAGCCAACAGACAGAGGUCGAUCGAACGUACUGGCUCCUUGGAACGUUCCAGUUCUAUAGAACGUGGCACGCUCAGUCGCCAGGGCUCUGCGGAGAAGCCGCCAGCUAAGGAACCUGACGAAGGCAUUACCGAAGACCUCGAUCCGACCGAACUAAAGCUCCAGUUAGAGUUGAACGAGCAAGAGUCUGCUGUACUUAGAAGGAAGAUUGAAGAUCUUGAAUCAGAGAACGAGCGGCUACAGAAGGAGAUCAGGGGCGUCUUAGCGGCGACAGAGCCCAGGUCCACUAAGAUCGAUGGGGGACUCGAGGCUAAGAAACUGGAGAAGGAAGCAGACAUCUUGAGGACCAAGAUCCAGGAGGUUGAGGUGGAGAAUGAACGUCUCUGUGAUGAGAACAAGAGAUUGCAGCUACGUAUAGUGAAGCGUCUCCCUCUCUCAGGCACAGAGUCCAGCUAUAUUGAGAGACAGGUGAUGGAUGAUAAGGUGAGGCGGUUGGAUAAGAAGCUGAAGGAGGCCAACGAGAAGUUGAAGACCUUACAGGUGAACGCAGCUGUGGCCACGACAGGCAGCGACCUUGAGGGUAAGACCAUAGGUCCCGGAGGCGGGUCAGAAGUGCUGCAGAUAACAAAGGAGAAAGAUCGUCUCAAGAGUGAACUCACAGAGAAAGACCUUGCAAUCAGUGACUUGAAAAAGAAAGUAGACGAGUGGCAAGGGAAGUACGACAAGAUGUUUAAAGACUGUGAAGAAAUGAAAAGAUCAUCUUCUUACAAGGACAGGACUCCUAAGGUGCCGAAGGACUUCACGCCGAAGGCAACACUCAUUAAGUGGGUCAAUGAACUUGAGACAGAGUGUGCCAGUCUUCACAUGGCGCUGACGAGCGCAGAGAAGAAGAAGAAAGGUCGACCCAGUUCAGAGGACCUGACCAGCCUGCGCGAUCUCGAGGACAAACUCGAGCGGGAGAAGGAGCGCAACGAAGAACUCUCCCGGCAGCUCAAGGAGGAGCGGGAGAAGCUGGAAAAGCCUUUAGCGAACAAACGCUGGUCUGGGGAACACGAGAACGAACUUCGUCGUUACGAGGAGAAGAUCAACUCCCUCAAAAAGGAGCUCACUCAAGAGAAGGAGCGGAACGAGGAGAUGAAGGCCAAGCUCGGUGAAGGAACUGUGGUGGGCUUCGAGGAACUUCGCUCAGCACAGACCGAGAAACACAAGCUUCAGAAGGAGCUCUCCUCCGCGCAGCAGACAACCCUCAUCCUGGAGAAGAAGCUGAAGGAGGCGGAGGAGAACCUCAGAAUGAUGGAGAGAACAGAGAAGAGAAACAAGAACGCUAUUGAGAAGCUCGAGCUGAAGUUGGAUGAGGAGAAGAACAACCUGACGACAGCUGAAGAACGCCAGAAGGAACUGACGGCUUCCUGGUUCAAGGAGCGUGAUGACCUCAGAAAGGACCUCACUGAAUACAAGAAAGCCAGGGAGAAGGCUGAACGCGACCUACGGACAAGCAAGAGAACGAGGGACACUCUGGAGUCUAAGCUGGAGGAGGAGAAACAGAGAGCAGACGAAGCUUUCGCGUCCAAGAAGAAAGAGAACGAAGAACUCAAGACUCUUAAGAGAGAGAAAGAUGAACUCACUCAAGAGCUGGUGGAACUCAAGGACACCAUCAGCCAACUGGAGAAGGCGAAGGACUCGUCAGGAAGCAAACAACGACGCGACCUGGACACCCUCAAGAAGGAGAAGGACGACGUGACAGUACGGAUGAAUACACUGGAGACCGAGCUCAAGGCGGAGCAGAAACGCCGCGAUCGCCUGGAGAAAGAAGCCAUAAGCCUCAGGAACAACGCCAAGAUAGAAGCUAAACUCAGGGAAGACCUCGACGCCCUUCGUCAGGAGUAUAAAGAUCUGGAGAAAACUCGUGCUAAGGAGAAGAAGGAGUGGCAAGAGCUUCGUACCAAGUACGACUUGUUGGAGGAAGAUUACGUCGUCCAGAAGGCGCAUUUCACUGUGAACCGUGAAGGCAUCCAGCAAGAUUACGAGACCCUUAAGAAGGAUCACAGCACGAUUGAGUCUGAACUCAAGACACUGAGAGAAACAUACAACGUGCGUCAGGACACAUGGAUCAAGGAGAAGCUUGGCAUGCAGGAGCAGCUGCGAGAACUGGAGAAUCGUCUCAAUAAGGUGUCCACCGACCCGGCGUCUUACUCCGAGAGAAAGCGACUCAAAGAUAUCAUUGAGGACAAAAACCAGCAAAUUGAGAAGUUGAAGCGGGACGCAGACGGCAUCUCGGACCAACUCUCCUACCACAGACGAGAGAGUGAAGACCUUCGACGCAAGGUGGAGGACCUGGAGAAGAUACAACAGAUCAACGAGAAGAGGACCUCCUCCUUGGCCAACGAUACCUCCACUUACGACAACACCAUCAGAGAACUUCGAGCCAAACUUUCCUCUACCGAGAAAACACAGAAGACAGAACUCACCAAGAUCAAGAUGAAGUACGACUCGAAGCUGAAGGCGAUGGCGGAGGAGGUGUCCACCCUGACACAGCACAUGACCAAGUACAGGAGAGAGCGUGACACCUACAAGGAAAUGCUAGACGGAACUCAGCGGACCAUUGCUGAGUUGAAGGGUAGCUCCACCUUCAGACCCUCUCGAGCUGACAACGCUAGCGAGGCUCAACAACACCUCCUGGAGACGCAGGAGCUUCACACUCAGAUCACAGAGUUCGAGGACAAGCUGGCUGACGCGAGGCUGGAGAACACCAAACUCAAGAACGAAGUCAUAGACCAGAAGACCAACUUCGAGAUACAACUUUGUGACUUGCAGACUAAACUCAACGAGUAUGAAGAAGAUCGCCUCCUUGGGGGAGGAAGCAGACGAGUUCCUGGUCUCAGGACUCGACUCGAACUCAAUUGGCAGAAGGAGAGAGAAGAACAGCAGCGACUCAUCCAGGAGACGGCCACCCUCGCUAAGGACCUCAGACAGACGCUGUACGAGGUGGAGCGAGAGAGGGACCUGGAGCGACUGGAGGCCAAGAGGAAGAUCGACCAGCUCAAGAAGACAGUGGGACAGGAAACGACAGACACCAAGUCUAAAGUACAUGAGCUGCAGCGGGACCUGCUGGAGCUACGGGAAGCUCACGCCAAGCUGAGACAGAUCAACGAGAAGCUCCGACGCGAGAAGGACCGGACGGAGGUGGAGCGAGAGGCCAUGAGGGACAAGUUCUUGGGCACCUCCAGGGAACACCUCAACCAGCAGGCCAAGAUGGAGCGCCUCAUGGACGAGAUGAAGAAAGUGAAGGAUCUUGCUCCCCUGGUCCUUGGGGAAGGUAUAGACGGCAAAGACGGAUCUCUCACAAAACUCCCCGGAGACGCCAAGCCCAGAACCAAGGAAGAGUUCACGGAGUCUCUGAAGAAGGCGUGCAGGAACAUGGAGGAGCUCAAGAGAAUGAUGAACCUCUCUGACGACAAGGACAGACUCAGAAGAGCGCCCUCCUUCAGGAGGGCGCUCUCAGAUAUGGACAGUGAAGACGAGGGUCUUCCUCUGCGACCCAGAAGCCAGCAGCGAGGCACCCUGCACAAGCCAGGGACCAAGAGCCAGAGAUCAACUUUGUACCGAAAGACUCAGUCUCUGGACCACCAGAUGGCCGAGGAUAAGAACAAAAUCUGGGUGUCGACGGACGCGGGCAGCACCACCAGCAUAGACUCUACAAUGACGGACGACAUGCGGAAAGCCAAGUACGACAGAGAUAUCUCCCUCGACAGGAUCUCAACGGGAUCCCAGACCAGCGACCUGGAUGUCUUGGUGGAAAAGAAGAAAAAGGGAGUGAAGGGCAUGAUCUCCAAGCUUACAAAGUCGCGCUCUAUCGAGGAAUCCUCCACGGGCGGCUCUAUAGUGGGCGCGGGCGUGAAGGCCAUGGGCGUCGGGAUGGGCGGCUCGGGUAGCGACAUUCCCACAGAGGUUGAGAAGGAGAGUAAGGUUAAGGGGCGGCUAAAAGGUUUCUUCAAGAUUGGACCCCCUUCAAGAUCCCAGAGCAUGGACCGAGCAGGGGGAGCCAAGACCUCAUCUGGCAAAUAUGACUCAGACACGGCAUCGAUCACUUCCUUGGAGAGCAACGCGAGCGCCAACGCCCCGUUGGUCAUACGGAGGGUCCGAGGACGAGCCUUACCUGGCAGCAUCACCAAAGCCCAGUCCAUUUCCGCCAUCGGUCGUCAGGGUUCACACGAAACUGAUGUGUGAAAGUGAUGGUCCGGACACCUGGGCUGUGACACAGGGUAUGCCAGAGAUGUCCCUGGAGGCUGGAGGGGGAUAAAUCACAGCAGCAGCAUCAGCAGCAUCAACAGCAUCAACAAGUGCAGCAUCAGCAAAAACAGUAUCAGCUGCCCAGGAGGCCUCACGUAAACACAAGCCCGGGCAGGCUGAUUUAACCAGCAAGUAACCUAGAGUAAAAGAACUUCUACGGGCUCACCAUAGGCCGUGCUACUUAGAAC
This is a messenger RNA of Procambarus clarkii (red swamp crayfish), 6929 nucleotides long. The record is from RefSeq and is a predicted model, not a curated record. Lineage: Eukaryota; Metazoa; Arthropoda; Malacostraca; Decapoda; Cambaridae.